AUGACGGCCAGCAACAGUGACGCGGGCAGCACACAUCCCAGUGACCACUGGUGUUGCGUCAUCGGCUACUCGGACAACAGUGAUCCGAACAGGAGUGAGUACUUUCUUGAGUCGAGCACAAAGGCUGAUAUGCUUCGAUGCCAGCAGCAGUUCGGUGACCAGUCCUCGACCUCCAUUGUAACCAUCCUAAUUGCGAUCAUCAUAGUCGUCGGCAUCGCUGUUGUGAUCUCCUUCCUCGUCCUUGGCGGUGACGCUGUGCCCGACGACUUGGUCUGCACUCUAGGUGCAUUCGCGGUGAUAAACGCAAUGUACCCGCCCGAUGGCCUCUGCGACUACCUCUUCUACACGCACGUCAUCGUGUUCAACAAGACUGAGCUGGUGGGCGUCGAGGUGAACGCUAGCUGGACUUUGUUCAAGAAGGAGAUUGCAGCCCGAUCAAUGACGGCAGGCGGCGUCAGCUUCGAUUUCAAGUACGUCACGGCGCAGGCAUUCGACGACCAGGCUAUGAAGAAGCAUCUGGACAAACUGGCUUCAGCGAACAUUAAAAACUACGGCAUACUGAAUAUGGUGACUAGUGUCAAGACUUGGGAUGACUCAAUGAAUAGAGCCCGAGGAACGAUUGCGAAACUGAAGGAAAUUCAAGGCGAUGACAGUAACAGAAAGAUAGUGAUUGCGCUCGGUUUGUUCGAUUACAACGAGCCGAACGCCUGGGAUAAGUACCGUAAAGGCUUCCGAGAUGCCGUCGAAAACACCAUGGCCGACACGGUGAUCGCGAUCAGCUCGAUGAGCAUGGUGGAAUCCUCAGACACAUGCUACGCCGCCCCGACAUCGGUGUUGGACAGUUCUAGACUACAGGAUCCGGCCCGGACAACAGCAAAGUCCUACCCGGACCUCAAAACCCACGCAGCCUUGGUCUCUGCGAACGUCAUGUACAACAAGAACAGCACCAGACUGGGUCUUUCGUUCGAGAUGGGUGCUCUGUUCUACUCGCUGAACGAAACUACGGACUCCCUCGAGAAGAGGGCGUACCAUCCGUGCGAGAGGUUCUACCUCACCGGCUUAGACAUCGUGAUAUUAUUUACCCUCACUUCACUUUCCCGCCUUUCCUUCACACUUAACUACUCACAGCUACGCAUUGCCCUCCUCUCCUUCCCUCCUACUUACUAUCCUUCUCUUCUCUCCUCCUCGUCCUCACUUUCCUUUUACACUCCCUUGCUUGUGGUGUCAUUGUGA
This is a messenger RNA of Rhipicephalus microplus (southern cattle tick), 1233 nucleotides long. RefSeq lists its product as uncharacterized. Lineage: Eukaryota; Metazoa; Arthropoda; Arachnida; Ixodida; Ixodidae. The record is from RefSeq and is a predicted model, not a curated record.